AUGGGAUUUUUAAGUCAUAAAAGGAGGGAUGUUGUGAUCCAGCCAACCGAGAAGUGGGACUUUAUUAGCUUGAACGAUUUCAAGUCGACCUCAUGUUGGACGCCCUUCGCCUAUGGAAUCCUUAUUGCUUCCAUGUUCCUGUCGUUGUCUGUGUACGCUGUCGAUGGUUUCACAGCGUACCAACUCAUUGCGUUCGACAGAUGGUCUUCCCAAAUCGAACCGGCUCAGUUCAUCCCAUUCCAAGUCACGAAAUGGGUAUUCGCCGGCUGCAUCAUCCUCUCCGUGGCCAAUCUCUGCUACGAGCACCUUCGCGCCAACCGAAUUAUGCGAAGAGGAAGUGUUGCUGAGUGUUUCCUCGAUCAUAUUGCUCAGCGCAUGGAGUGCCUUCGACCAACUAGCGGUUGGAGGAGGUUUCUCGUUUUCGCCGAACUAACCAAGAGCAAAAAGGGCGUCGACUACGUCGCCCUCUUCACUUUCUUCAGCUUCCAGUCAUGGAUUCGAGUGCUCCUCUGCUCCGGGCCUCGUCAGGUUCUCAACGCUCUUACGCUCUAUUCUAUUUUCAGGGCGAAGCUCAACAUCAAGGGAGACAACUUUGAUGCUUCACUCGCUGAUUUCAUCGACAAGAUCCAGGCUCUUGCGACGGAAGACACGAGGCAAUCUGUCAUUCUCUGUGGUAUGAUCUUCACUGUGGUCGUUUGGAUCUUCUCGUUUCUUUCGUUGGUAAUCUCAGGGGUACUUUUCGUGCUGUUCUUGUGGAGUUACAUCCCCCGCGAAGAUGGAGGUUUGACGGGUUUCUGCGAGCGCAAGGUCAACAAGCGUCUCAAGCAGAUUGUCUCGGUCAAGAUCAACAAGGCGAUGGAGGAAGACGAGAGACAACGGAAAAAGGCGGAACUCAGGGCGGCCAAGAAGAACGGGGAGAACAGACCAGUCACCAUGAAGCCAUCUCUGCCCGUUUUCGCCGACGAUAAUCUGGCUGAGAUGCCGAGUCUGAAGAGAGCCGAGACCUUCAUGUCUAUUUCCGAGAAGACCGACCGUCCGAAUACUCCUGGCAGCUUUGAGAUGAAUACUCUUGGGCAAAAGCGACCAGUUCCAUCUCGGUCUGGAACUACGGCGACGUCGGUCAGCAAAUACUCGGCCAGAGCAUCUCUUCUCGGUGGGGCUGCCGCCAUGGGUGUUAGCCGUUCAGAUUCACCAGGACCGGCGAUGCCAGCCGGAUUCCCUCCCCCUCCCAGGACUGCGACUGCUCAAUCCAACCGAAGUUACGCAUCAAGCCAGCAACUCAACAGGAUGCCUUCGAACGGUUCGAAUCUCAACGCGGGCUACACUGCUGGCCAGGCAAUGUAUUCUCAAGAUGCUAUGCCCAGCAUGCCGCCCCCGGUUAGGCCACCAAUGAAUGAAAUGAGCAACUACAGAGGUCCAGGGCCAAAUCAGCAGCAAAAUAGAUGGCCUGGACCCAAUCAAGGAAGACCAGGAUAUGACGACUACUCGAAAGGACGGGCCAGUCCUGCCCCAUCCACCAUGUCGUAUCGCAAUGGCCCAACGUCGCCCCCGAGAAUGGGACCAGGAGGAUAUCCAAUGCGCAGCGCCACCGGCCCAAUGCCACCUCGGGGACAGCAACCACCAUUCCCACCCCAGAGGAAUAUGACUGCUCCCAUUCAGCCUUUUCACCAACGGGCCGAUAGCAACGGUUCGGGCGUGUCUAUGGGUAUGGGUGGGCCUCCUCGUCAGCCAUAUCAUCACCAGAGUGCUAGCAACAGUUCGCUGAGAAAUAUGACCAUGCCGGGCGCCUACCAACCGCAAGAGGUCGAUGAGUACCGACAACCGACGCUGCCAAAUCUCGCUGGAUUUGGCGGGCCCCUCCAACCACAACAGAACGAGGAUUACAGGCAACCGACUCUGCCAAACAUCGAGGCACCACAACAAGACAAUGAUUACCGGCAACCGACUUUGCCAAACCUCGACGGUGUUGCGCCAAAUUCUUCACAGAGCCAUGACGAAUACCAGUAUACGAGUCGAUCACUCACAGGGAGCAACAAAACGCCAGCCCCGUACCCGGCAGAAGACGAUGCGAUGAAGUAUGAUGGUCCAUCAAAUCCUGGGAGGAGCGAUUCACCUGGCCCAUUCCAGGCACUGCCUGCGGAAGGCUCUGGGUACCUUGAUAGAUCUAAUACUGGGAGGAGCAACUCGCCCGGACCUUUCCAGGCGCAGCCCAUGGGCGGUUCUGGUCAGCUUGACAGGUCCAACACCGGGACGAGCAACAAUUCCUUUCAGGCGUAUCAGCCUCGGGCCACUGAUGGUUCCAACGAGAACCCCUCGAGAUCUGCCACGAUGUGGAGCGACUCACCUGGCCCAUUCCCCGAGCAAAGCACCAGCCAAUCUCAGUCCAUGGAUCAGCCGGCAACUGUCUCGCACGCCAUAACAACCGAGUUGGCUUCCCCGGUGCCCAUCCAGCCGUCGGCUACUGGCCAGUCUAGUUAUGUAAGCAGGCUGGAUCCUGGGCCAUCAUCUGGGUACGUCAGCAGACUGGAGCCCGACAGAAGUCCGUCACCGGAACUCGACAUUUUUGCGGCCCCGGCUCGGGCAAACACCGUGUCAGGGGCGUUCUCCCUUGAUGACUACGAUUACGAUCGUGGUCCCCAACGGGCCAAUACAACCGUUGGCAACAUGUCCGGCAGCAGUUCUCGGGAUCCUGCCCCUCAUAACAACAACAAUGGCUGGAGCGACGACUUGGAGAGAGGCAACCAGUCAAGAUACUGA
Molecule: messenger RNA, 2757 nt
Organism: Podospora anserina S mat+
Lineage: Eukaryota; Fungi; Ascomycota; Sordariomycetes; Sordariales; Podosporaceae
Exons: 2
Coding region: 1-2757 (918 amino acids)
Biological process (GO): potassium ion transmembrane transport
Cellular component (GO): plasma membrane
Molecular function (GO): potassium ion transmembrane transporter activity
Source: RefSeq, a predicted model, not a curated record